AUGGGCGCACAAAAAUCAAAAUCAAGUUCCACGACAAGGAAGCAUGGUAAUCAACCGCGACAACGCAUGGUUCAAAACUGCCUCUUAGUUUGGGUGGAUCGCAACAUCGAUGAAAAGGAGCAAGACUGUCAGAACACUUUGACGCAUUUACGAAGUGUUGUCAAUGAUGUCAAUCUAUACACUCAACCAGAUGCUUGCCUUCAAUUCCUCAACAGUAUCGGUGACGAAAAGGCUUUCGUCAUCAUAUCGGGAUCCUUAGGUCAACACUUAGUUCCCGAGAUUCACGGCAUUCCACAAGUGAAUGCCAUCUACAUCUUCUGUAGCAACAAAUCCAGAUAUCAAAACUGGAUAAAGAACUGGCCAAAAGUCAAAGGUGUUCACACAAAUAUUAAAGAAAUCUGUGAAGCACUGACCACGGGUGUUAAACAACAUAAUCAAGAUUCCAUCGCCAUGAGUUUUGUCACCGCAAGAGGAGAGGGUUCCAAUGCCAAUCUAAAUCAACUGGAGUCCAGCUUUAUGUACACGCAAAUAUUUAAGAAGAUUCUCCUCGACAUGGAACACGACAAACAAGCAAUCAGAGAUCUAGCCAAUUAUUGUCGGCAGCGUUUUCAAGGCAACAUCGCAGAGCAAAGUGCUAUUGAUAAGUUCGAAGGUGAAUAUCGUCCGGACAUGGCCAUUUGGUGGUAUACACGCGAGUGUUUUACUUACAAAAUGCUCAAUCAAGCACUUCGCACUUUGGAUGGCGAAGUCAUUAUUAACAUGGGAUUCUUUAUUCAUGAUCUACACAAACAAAUACAACAACUACAUCAAGUACAAGUCAGUAGUUACGGGCGAAAACCUUUCGUAGUCUACCGUGGACAGGGCCUAUGUAAAACAGAUUUAGACCAGUUAUCAAAAACUGUUGGUGGUCUUUUCUCUUUCAACAAUUUUUUAUCCACUAGUACCCAACAAGAAAAAUCUCUUAAGUUUACCUACCGCGCUCUCCGUGAUCCCGACAAGGUGGGUGUUUUGUUUGUGAUCACAAUUGAUCCGACUAUUGCUGCAACUCCAUUCGCAUCGAUUCGAGAUUUUACUUAUUUCGGAGGCGAAGCAGAGAUCCUGUUUUCCAUGCACAGUGUGCAACUUCAGUUGACUGCUGAUGACGAUCCACAACUGCGUGUGUUAACCGACCGUAUUGAAAGUGAAGUUCGAGGUAGUACAGGAUGGCAGCGUUUGGGUAGAUUAUUGCUUAUACUCGGGCAGUUGGAUAAAGCAGAAGAACUCUACACUGUGUUAUUGGAACAAACGUCUGAUAAGAAUGACAGAGCACUCUAUUAUCAUCAACUUGGCUACUUAAAAUAUGAUCAAGGUGAUUAUAAAAUGGCUACAGAAUACUAUGGAAAAGUACUUGAAAUUAGAGAAACAACUCUUCCCUCGAAUCACCUGGAUUUGGCUACUUCAUACAACAACAUCGGUGCGGUCUAUGACAACAUGGGAGAGUACUCGAAAGCACUUCCAUUCCAUGAGAAAGCACUUGAAAUUAGAGAAAAAACUCUUCCCUCGAAUCACCCUUCAUUGGCUCAAUCGUACAACAACAUCGGUGCGGUGUACAUGAACAUGGGAGAGUAUUCGAAAGCGCUUUCAUUCCAUGAAAAAGCAGUUGAAAUUAGAGAAAAAACUCUUCCUUCGAAUCACCCUUCUUUGGCUACUUCGUAUAACAACAUCGGUGCGGCGUACAUGAACAUGGGAGAGUAUUCGAAAGCACUUUCAUUCUAUGGAAAAGCACUUGAAAUUAGAGAAAAAACUCUACCCUCGAAUCACCCUUCGUUGGCUACUUCGUACAACAACAUCGGUUUGGUGUAUGACAACAUGGGUGAGUAUUCGAAAGCACUUUCAUUCUAUGAAAAAGCACUUGAAAUCGACGAAAAAACUCUUUCUUCGAAUCACCCUUCGUUGGCUACUUCGUAUAACAACAUCGGUUUGGUGUAUGACAAUAUGGGUGAAUAUUCGAAAGCACUUACCUAUUUCGAACGCGCUCUGGGCAUUUGUCAACGUGCAUUACCGGCGAAUCACCCUCAUAUGAAAUCUGUAAAAGGAAGUAUCGAAAUUUGUAAAAAAGCAAUGAAGAAAUAAAAGCUUUCAGCGCAAUCCCUAUGGGAUUAAAAUGUGAAACCCGACGCCAUUGGCAUUCCUGGUAGUGAUCCUAUCGGUUACGGUCUGUGACGGGGUUUUUAGCCUGUCGGUCACAUGUCUGUGGGGGGGGGGGGGGGGCCCACAUUUUUCCCCCCAAACCCCGAACCCCUCCCUCCACGGGGUGUUUACC
Molecule: messenger RNA, 2302 nt
Organism: Adineta ricciae
Lineage: Eukaryota; Metazoa; Rotifera; Eurotatoria; Adinetida; Adinetidae
Source: the annotation of a GenBank genome assembly